AUCUAAAUUUUUUCUUUCAAAAAUCCUACUAAGAAAUAUGCUAAAAUUAUCCAAAACAAUCUUAUCUCAAUCAAAAAAGUCUUCUAAUUCUCUUUUUCAACAGCAAUUGUUUGUUACGGUGCACGAUGAUUUUUAUUUAAAGAAUAAUUUUUGUAUCAUUCAUCUUAAUUUUGAGUUUAUUUCUUUGUGGUUCUGUAACACCCUAUUUUUUUUCUCUUUUAGUACCUGUUUAAAGAUCCUUUAACAAAUCAUAUACAAUGCAUCUGUUGUAAAAAAAUGAAGUAAGUGAUCUUAUGGAAUGGAUCAUUAACCACCGUGGAGACAGAAAAUGGAUGUCCAAGUAGAACAGACGUUGCGCAGACGAUGACGACGGAGGUUGGUUUAAGUUCUUAGUGCGUUUGUUGACGAGGAUUUUGCUUUCUAGCCUAUAUGAGCGCAUGAGAAAGAAAAGGAACUAAAUAUAAUGUGUCGUAAUUUUAAAGACCCGUGAAUUUAAAACUUUUAUAUAAAGAUGAAGCCAUGCCUCAGAUAGGAUGAAAAGAAAUCUUAGAAUAUUAAAUAUUCAAGAAUAUAUAUGAGCUAUUUGAAACAAAAGGUUUCAAGAUGUCUGAAGAAAUAUCUAACGAGAGAAUAAAGAAAACAUCAGUAGUUAAAUACGCAUCAGAUAUUUUUAAGGAAUCAUCUUUGAGUGCUUUAACUGGAAUUUUGACAACAGGCAGUAUCAAAAGGAAAAUUUUUAAAUCUUUUAUUUUUCUGAUAUUUACAAUUGCAUUUAUAUAUCAAGUGAUUACUUUUCUAAGUUAUGUUUUAGAAUUUCCAACUGUUGUAAAUAUUGACAUCGUUAAGCCCGAAAAAUACAUAGCCCCAGCAUACACAUUGUGCCACAGCCAAAAAAUGAGAAGAAGUAAAUACUGUGAAAAAUAUCCGGACCAUUGUUCUCCAACGGAUGAUAGCACAGAUAUAAGGGUUAAAGAUGAAUAUCUUCGUAAUGCUUCGGAGAAAGACAUAUUUUUGUUUGGAUAUGGUUUGGACGAAAUGGUUUUGGACAUCGAAAGAAGAAGAGUUUCGUUUUCAGAGGAGCCAGUGCUAAGACAAAGGAGCUUUUCGUAUUUUCGUGAUGAUUAUGUCAAUGAUUUUUCAUUAUGUGUAACAACGGAAUUAGUUGUAAAUUCUCAAGACGAUCCUCCAAUGGAUGAGAGGAAAAAUUAUUUUACUCGAACCUUUGUAGGGUCUGAACGGCUUUUUCUUAAUUCCCAUGAAGCUGAUAUGUUCGAUCCUAAUGUUCCCCCAGGAAUAUAUUUCUCUGUUCACACACCGUACGAUGCAGUAAAUCCUUUUCAGAACGGACAUUUCCUUAGUCCUGGUAUGCAGUAUAAAAUAACAAUUAAAAUGAAGGAAGAAAAACUACUACGUGCACCUUAUAAAACGGAUUGUAUGGAUUAUGUUGAGCUAUGGAAGGAGAAUAGAAGAACUGGUCCUCGUUCACAAGAGAUGUGCAUUCAAAAAUGUGUAGUGGAUUUCAUUUCACAGUGCUUCAAUUGCACAUUCGUCGCUUUCACUUAUCCUUCAGAAGCUAAAAGUGUAUGUUCCGAAGGCGUUCUUCCUAAGUUGGGUAUCGUGUGCAAUGAUGAAAACGAUAAAGUGCCGAAGUGCGUAAAUGCGUGCAAAGAAGAGUGUUUAAAAAUUAUUUACACCAUUGAUGUUCGAUCCCGGAAAAUUCCAUAUGAUGAGCUUUUUCAACACACUGAAAACUUUUCAGAUGGACUUUCCCGUCAAAUAAUCGUAGACGUGGAAGUGGAUGAUCGUGAAAUUUUGCGCUAUGAAUACAGUGCGAAAUAUCAGGAUGUCGAGGCAUUCAGCUAUAUUGGAGGUUUUAUCGGCAUCUGGCUUGGCAUUUCGUUGGUGCAAAUGACAGACUUUAUUGAAUCCAUCUUUCUGAUUGGGAGAUAUUUCUUCAAAAAAGCUUCUUGUGAUUGUAAAUUGUUCUCUGAAAAAGUGUAAAUUAAUUUUAAAAUAAUUAUUAAAAGAAAUAUACGUAAA
This is a messenger RNA of Parasteatoda tepidariorum (common house spider), 2040 nucleotides long. RefSeq names its product degenerin unc-8. Gene Ontology annotation, molecular function: ligand-gated sodium channel activity. NCBI's taxonomy places the organism in Eukaryota, Metazoa, Arthropoda, Arachnida, Araneae, Theridiidae. The record is from RefSeq and is a predicted model, not a curated record. Gene Ontology annotation, cellular component: plasma membrane. Gene Ontology annotation, biological process: sodium ion transmembrane transport.